AUGCAUAAUAAUAAUUCAUUUUUCUAGAAUGACAUAAGUUAACAAUAAAUUGAUUAAGCCCUUUUGAGAUUGAAUGCGUUACUUAAGGAGGAACCUCCAAAAUUAGAAAAAUAAAAGUUUAAAAAACCAACCCUCAUUAAUUAAGAAGAUGCAUCAAUUGUAGUUUCAUCUUAACCUAACUAUACAUCUUAAACUAAAAUGACAUCUGAAUAGAUCAAUCAUUUUGUGGAAAGAAUGAAUGAUAAAUAUAAGCAAACUUAGAAUAAAAUUAUUGAGCAGAGGAAAGAUAAAAUAUAUUCACCUAUUAAAGUCAAUGAGAAGAGCUAAUCAAUUCUUAAAUAAAAAAAUCAAAAUGGCGAAUAUUAAUCAUUAUAUGAAAGAGCUAAAAUCAGGCAAAUUGAAAAAUAAGAGAAGAUUAAAGAAAAUGAAAAAUUGAAACUUUUAGAAGAAAUGAUGAGUAUUAAAAUAAAAUAAAGUGAUUCAAAAUCAGUAGAUUCAUUUUUACAGAAAGUUGAUUUUUGGAGAGAGAAGAAAACAUAAAACAUAUAGAAUUAGUAAUAAGAGAAAAUUUAGAAGGAGUUAGAAGGAGUCACAUUCAAACCAAGUCUUAAUCCAUUAUCCGCAAAGAUAGCCAAAAAAUAGUAUAGAGAUAAUGAUGUAUUAGAAAGGUUUCAGAAGUCAAAUCAAAACAAAUUGAUAAAUGAGUAAAGAUUAUUAAUGGAUGAAUUAAAAAAAACACCAUUUACACCAAAAUUAAAUAAGAACUCAGUUCUAAUUAACAAUUAAAUUUAAAAAUAAUCAUAAUCCAAAAAUCAUAACUAUUUUUUGAAGUAACAAACAGAGAAAUAAUAAAAGGAUACAAGUUUUAUUAAUGGAACUCGUCAAACUUUAAAAGAAGCUUAUAAUUCAAAAUAAUCAAGAUCCUUAACACCUGAUCGCAUUAGUUCUAAAUAUUCAACUGAAAAAAUAAAGGAUGAGAAUUAACCUAGAAAGAGAUCCACUACUCCAUUGAAAUAAAACAAAAUUAUCCCUAAUGUAUAAGAAGUAAAAUACAAUCCAAAUCUGAAGUUUUUAAUGACAUUAGCUUAAAAGGAAUUGAAUUAUUCAUCCUUAUUUUGA
Paramecium tetraurelia is the source of this 1119-nucleotide messenger RNA. RefSeq lists its product as uncharacterized. The transcript is spliced from 2 exons. The record is from RefSeq and is a predicted model, not a curated record. Lineage: Eukaryota; Ciliophora; Oligohymenophorea; Peniculida; Parameciidae.